UGGAGUGGAGCCGGCGCGGAUGUUGAAAACAAACCGAGAUCGUUGGCUUUUAUGUGACCCUAGCAGAAGCGAUCGGCCCACUAAACUGACUCAUUUGGACCUAAUCUGGUUUUGAAUAACAUUCAAUUGAAACAAGUAGAAAAGCAGUGUCACCGGAAUAUGGAAUUAUCUGCUAUUAUCAAGAAAAUAGGCCACUCUUUGGUCGAGAUACGAGUUCGAGCGUUGAAGAGCAUCCUGUGUAAACUGAAGCACUCCCUGAUUUCCAUCCCUGACAUUGUUCAAGAAAAGAUGCUCUUUGUGUACCUCUUGGAAUGGUUCAAUCUCCCAGAGGUGCCCAUGCAAGAGGAAGUUUUGGAUUUACUCUUGACUUUAUCCAAGCAUCCAAGUGCAGCCCAGAUGCUGAGAGAUGUCGAGGCGGAGGAUUUCCUCUCCCAACUGUCUGCUAACGUGGAACCGAGACUUCGAGCUGUCAUUGACGCAACCCUGGACCAGCUGUUUCAGCUACCUCAGCUAAUCCCCUGUCGCAACGCCAACGACACGCAUGAACUCCACAAUACACCUCCAACAGUGCAUGAGGAUGCGAAAUGCUUGAAAGUUUCCGUGUUUCCGUGGCUGACAUUGACGAACGCUGACAGACACAUUCUAUCUUCCAAAGAAAGUUCUUUAAGAAGCAGCAACCCCAAUUUGGUGCGGACCACGUGUGAGCUAUUAUGUGACGUCAUCAUGCAGGACUUCCCUGCUGAGAUCUUCCUGCAGAGGCCCAAUAUUGCAAAGACCCUUCUGUCCCUUCUGAGGCCGGGGUCGGGUAAAGGUGAAACAUGUUACCUCCACUUGCAGGCGUUCUCCUGCCUGAGGCAGCUUUGCGUGGGGCUAAGGCAGAGGCUGCGCUUUCAUCGAGAUCCGGGUUUCCACUCUGCCAAGCAAGGACGUUCUGCCUAUACAGUGUCCCUGAACUCCUCCUACUCCCAAGCUUCACAGGUUUUUUCACCAGCAGCAGAGUGCUCUCCUCGGCCGUCUGUAGUCGGGGGAACGGCUCAGAGAGUCCGAGGUGAUGGGCAAGAUGGAGACGCGGGUUCCCCCAGUAGCAGCUUAAACAGAAGUGCAGUGGCAUCCCAGCCAGCCAGCCAGACACCUCCAGCAGAUGUGGGCCGCUUGGCGCUGCCCGACCAAGGUCUGGAAGAUGAGCCAGAGAUGGUGUUAGAGCAGCUCACGUUAGCUCAGUUCACCGUUGCCACCCUGGAGCAUGUCAUACCUCUGCUGAAGACAGAUGCUUCACAUGUGUUCUGUUGUGUUCUGGAGCUGCUGUUCGACACCGUCCUCCUGCUCGGGGACAGCGUUUCCGAACUGGUCUGGAAUGAUGGCAGCCUGAUGGGGAUGGAGCUGAAGGAGAAGCUCCAAACAUGCAUGGACCUACUCGCAGAUGUUCUGAGUUACCAUCAGGACUAUAGCGGCGGUUCUAAAGUUCACCACACAGUUACAUACACAGGCUCGGCAGUCUUUCUCAUUAAAUUCCUGCAGACCAUACUCCCACUUGAAAAAGCGGGCGGGAAUGUUCCGGAGAAUGCGGUAACAGCUAUUUUUCAUCUGUGCCUGGACAAGUCAUUUGGGAUGGCGCUCCCCAGCAUGCAAGAAACCGCAGUGGCCUACUUGGAGCAGUUAAACUCGGGCAGCCAUGAGCUCUACGUGAGGAUGACCCGGGCCGCUUUGUGGAUGGAAUCCACUUGCGGCUUCCUCAAGGAGGUACAGGCCGAGGGAGAGAAGAACUGGCCGGAGCUCCUGGAAAUGGCGGAGCAGGCGAUAGAAGGCCUUCCCUUUCAUCAACACGUGCCUGUCGUCAAGGAAUGCGUUCAAUUCUGUUCUUAUUUGUGGAAGUUUGAUCAGUCCAGUCCACUUCAGACGGAGAGUCAGAAGCUGCUCCUUAAGUUGCUGUCGCAUCCAUUGCAGCCUAUCAGGAUAGAAACGUACACGUGCGCAUUGAGUGUCGUCAAGGAGUGCCUCGGCAUCCACAAUACGUCCCGACAAGAAUCGGGACUCUGCAGCAGAGUCAACUUCCUCCUCCAGCACAAGGUGUUGUAUGAAAUAAGCACCUUUGGCCUCCAGGAUUCUGCAGAGAAGGUGAAUGUCGCCGCCAAGGAUAUCCUGCUAUUCCUGCUCAAAGGACGAUUGAUGAUGACAACACCAACCUGGGACAGAUUCAUAGCGGCGCUUUCCCGGGUCAUCGCCAUAUUACAGGGUUAUGCCAGCACCGAGGAGCCACUGGGAAGCUGCAUCCUGCUGCUAAGUGACACGUCGGGAGGAGACGGCUUUCUGAGCACGACCAAGUUAAAAGCAGCUCUCAGACUUCUUUUCACCAGACAGCCCACAGUGAGAAUAGCAGCGGUGCAGCACAUCCUGGCCCAUCUAACCGGAGCAGACAAUGCGAAAAUAAGCAGGCCGCAGCUGGACCGGGUGGUGACCUCCUCACUUCCCAAUCUCUAUUGCAUUCCAUACCCGCUGGAUGUCACGCUUGACACCAGCCACAAGUCUGUACUGAAGGUGGAGGCGGUGGAGAAGCUCUUCCACAUGCUGUCUUCCAACACUCUCGAUGUGGCUCUAAGAAGAUCUGCAGCCGAGCAGCUGUCCGUGGUUCUGCAGGCGACAACAAUGCAUCCGGUCCUGAAGAAGCUCGGAAUAACUGACAGAGUUAUUUCUUUCCUCACUGACAGUGUCAACGGUAAUAAGAGCUUGGACUGCAUACUGGAGCCUUGCGUAUCUAUCCUGAGGAAACUGGCGUACGCUGAUCCAGCUUUGCGGAACAGCCUGGCGCAACGCAACCUGCUGCUCAUCACUCUGCUCCAAGCAUCUCUAAUCAUGAAGGCAAACAAAAACAACGGGGGCGAGGCUGCCGUUCUAAUGAGUUUGCUGCUCUUUGAUGAAAUAAGCAACAUGGCAAUAUGGUCGGACAAAUCAGCCACCGAUGGCCCUCUCCCAACAUUCUCUCUCCCAGUGUCAGUAGUUCGCAGAUACAAGAUGCCUUUCCAGGCCGUGAUCCAUCACGGCGUCAGCCCGUAUCGUUGCGUCCUGAUGCCCACCUCAGAUCUUCUGGCCUUAGCACCUGCCUGUCAAACCUUGCAGUUAGCGUGGAAUGUUGCAUGGCACUGCAGCGUCGACAACCUGCUUGAGGAAUUCCAUGGCUUGACCGGCAACGCUGAAUUCCAUGGUGACCUGAAGCUUUCGGAGGCCCAGGUGGCGUGUCUGCGGGCAACCCACCUCCCCCGCGCCCUUCAGGACUGCAUCCAGGCCGUGGUCACGGCAGCGGGACACAAUUCGGUGAUCGCCGCCCUCUCCAGGCUCAACAUCUACUUGUUGAUCGAAAGAAUGGCUGUCCCUUACGUGGCCAGCUACAAGUGUAGAGAAACACUACAGUCGCUCAGCUGGCAGGCCGCCGUCACCAGGUUUCUCCAGGUGCGUCCGGCGUCUGUGGAAGAUGAGAGGCUGCUGGCAUACGUUGUUGCAUUUCUGAACGCAUACUUCAAAGAUGCGCGCAUGCGCUGCACCGAUCCCGAGGACAAGGACCUGCGCUGGAUGUUGGAGCUGCUUCUCAAUGAGGAAAGUGUUUCCCUCCUUAAUUUGCUGCCUGGUGCGAAGCCUGCCACCCUAGAUCAAGACUCCGAAGAACCAGAGGACGUGAAGAACUUUGUUAGCCAGAAACUACAGCGAGAGCUCACCGGUCUCUUUAAAAACGUGCUCAGCCAGGUGACGCGCACGUCAGACAGGCUAUGUUUGGCACGAGCCGGUCCGUUCAAGAGCCAGCUGGCACUCGGCUUGCUUCAGAGCUUGCGGCUGUCUGAUGCCCCGCACUACUAUGGCCUCCCCAGCCUGGAGAGAACUUUGCAGGGUAUCGUCAGCCUGACAGCCCAGUCUGGCUGGAGUUUGCACUGCCUUGACUUUUCGCCCGCCACCCUCUGCGCCAAGUUUCUCAGCGGCUUGCUCGAGGUGAUCUUGUCUUUUUACGUGAAGUGGGGUGGCAACUCCAUGUCGUUCAUGGGCAAAGGCGUGACCAAGAAUGCCGUCGUCUGCUUGCUUCACUUGUCUCACGAGAUGAUCGCCAAGAGCGAGGGCAAGGACAUAAUUUCCAUGUGGUCUUUGGGGAAUGAGAGCAGCGCCGAGGAACCAAACGACUCUCAAAUGGGUUUGGCCUGGCUGGUUCCUCUCUGGGUGGACAGGGAUCAGGAGGUGAGAUUUGCCAGUUUGGGUUUAGGCGCCACUCUGUCGUCGGUGGAGAGCGGGUGCCAGGCUCUGUGCGCCAGCUGCCAGAACAUCAGCGAAGGCCUGUGGGGCACCUUGCUCAACAUCCUCCUUGAUCAGCAUGAGAGCAGCAUGGUCCGCAGAGAGGCUGCGUUUAUCCUGCAGAACCUGCUGGUGAUGCCCAUGCCUGCCAAUGCAGAAGAGGCCAAGUACUCCCACUGGCAGCAUCCUUGCGUCCCCACGUCUGGUGUGUCUUUGGUGGGUCUUCCCGCGCUCCAGGCUCUGCUUUACCACUCUCAGUAUUUCCAGCACGUCGCGCUGUCUGCCUCUGCCUGUUACAAAGGCAGGUACACUUUUCACCUCCAAAAACCUGUCGCUGGGCCCGCCAGUCGACUCGGGCCACGGGACGGUGCUUCAUUUGUUUCCGACGAUUCUCUACUGUUUUGGAGAAGUGCCGCGGCGGCAGCACAGGCUGCCAACUCCAGCAGACCUCCCAGCUCCUUGUCCACAUCCAGUACCUCGGUAAGACGUUCAGAGUCUGAGACCUCCGGUGCUGCAUCCCCCACCAGCUUCACGGCAGAUGUUCCUGCUAACAGGCUAAUGGCGCGAGGCCAAAGUGACAUCGACACAAGGGACUCUGUUGCUUCGCAAGACCUCCAACGCCGCCAGUCCUCGUCUACGCAGCCGGUCAUCAUGGUUACCCCUGACCUCCUGGCGGCCCACUGUGGCCUGCUGACAAUUUUACUGGCCAUCAUGCCAGAUUUUACCCUGAUGGCGAUUCGACAGAAGCGGCUCCUGCGCGUGUUGGCGGGCUUGGUGACUGUGGAGCCAAUUGAGAAAUGUCUGAGUGAAAUGAAGGCACCCAACGUUCUUCCUGGAGAGAGAGAAGACAUCAAGAGUCAGCUUGUCACGCUUCUUCACUUCCUGUCUGGCUUCUCCAAGCUGCUGCAAUCGUGCGUCUCGCUCAGCCAAGACUUGAUCAGCCAGUGGGACUUUGUGAAACAAUUGUUGCCCAACCUCGCGGCGGCGCUCACGCUCAGCGCGGAAGGAUUAGAUGCGGACGCGCGGGACGCCGUCCUGGCGUGCUGGGCGGAUGUGUUUACGCUCAUGGCUUCUCUGGUGAAGAGGGACAGUUUUACCGUGUAUCCAUCUGUUUCCGCCGCAUUGGGGAGACACUGGCGGAUGUUCACAGGAACGCUCUCAGUGUGUGUGCACGAGAAGUUUGUGGACUCUCACCUUCACGGAGCGGCUUUGCAUUUUCUUUGCACGAUUUUGGCGCAGGAGACUAAAAGGCGAGGAGUCGUCAGGACUUUGAAUUCAGACCAAAGCGUCACUUUGGUUGACGUGCUUGCCGGUCCGUCAGCGGGCCGGCUUUGCGAUGUGCUGCUGCAGAGCUUUGAAAGGAGGUGCCUUCAUGAGCCACUUAAAAAGUUGACGGCCAAAGCUCUGAUGGCUCUACUGGCCAGCAGUGCCGCUGCCCAGAACCACGCCGCUACAGCUGGAAUAAUUGACAGCUGCGUGGAUCAGAUGAAGCAGACUCGCUCUCAGCUCAACCUGGAGUCACUCCGAGGCGACAAGACUUCCCACCGCAAAAAGGAAGAAGGCUACUUGAAGGAGGUUAAGAUGACCGUGGAGAUCCUGCAGAGUGCUCUUUACUGCAACCGGGAAUGCAAAGAGUUAGCCAGAGAUACAAGCCUCACAGCAGUGUUGCAUGCCCUUUGGCCUUGGCUCCUAUUGGACAACUCCAUCAUGGAGGCGGUGCUGGAGCUCCUCUGUGUUUACACGGCCGACUGCCCCGCAGCAUGCAGUUCUGUGUGUAGCGGGGGGCCGCCAGGACCAAAAAACACAACGAGUGGCUCGCUAAUGCACUCCAUCAUGAGGUUGGCCUCGGGCAUCGCCCCCGACAACAGCGUUACCCAGAAACUUGCCUUUUCCUUGCUGGCUAACUUGGUUAUGUCCCGUGACUGCCGUGGCGUCUUGCAAAAGAACAACUUCCUGCAAGCCUUCACCUCAAUGGCCGCGCCCAAGGUUGGCGGCUCCAGGGCCGCUGGCGUCGGUAGCGGCUCGGCUCGCCUGAUUGGUCUGUGGCUCAGGCUGCUGGUCAACCUGUCCUUCUCAGACGACGGCCAACAGAGUAUCCUCAGGGUGACUCGAGCGCUGGAAGCGCUGGUGGAUUUGGCGCCGCAUCGGCGCGCCGCGUUGCUCACCCUUCACAACGUUUGCUUUUGUCCCGCCAACAAGCCUCAUGUCAUCGCCAACGACAAAGCUAUAACAGUCCUCUUCUGCUGUCUGGAAAGUAAAGAGAUGGAGAUGUGCUGCAUGGGAGCGUCUGCGCUUUGGGCAUUGCUUCAUAAUAACCAACGGGCCAAGAUUACCCUGAAGUGCCCUGCGGUUCGAUUGAGGAUCGAGGAAGCCCACCGCAUGUGCAAGAAAGAUGCUGAGAACAAAGAGGACCCUUUACGUGCCUACUUGUUGAAGUGCCUCGAAAAUCUCUCCCAGCUGCUGAACACAUGAUUUCCAUUUUGUAUAUUAAUUCUUAGAAAAUAUUUUCUUAUUGAAAUGCCAAUGGGCAAUGAUUUUGUCUUAAAAAUGAUGAUGAAUUUUUUGUUCAUAGUGCAAAUUUGAAAUCCUAAUAAAGUUUUAAUUUAAAAAGAA
Molecule: messenger RNA, 6882 nt
Organism: Syngnathus typhle (broad-nosed pipefish)
Lineage: Eukaryota; Metazoa; Chordata; Actinopteri; Syngnathiformes; Syngnathidae
Gene: rttn
Product: rotatin
Exons: 48
Coding region: 160-6741 (2193 amino acids)
Biological process (GO): centriole-centriole cohesion; centriole replication; ciliary basal body organization
Cellular component (GO): centrosome; ciliary basal body; centriole
Source: RefSeq, a predicted model, not a curated record